Sapajus apella (tufted capuchin) is the source of this 4116-nucleotide messenger RNA. RefSeq names its product major facilitator superfamily domain containing 14B (gene SLC71A2). Gene Ontology annotation, cellular component: membrane. The transcript has 14 exons. Lineage: Eukaryota; Metazoa; Chordata; Mammalia; Primates; Cebidae. Gene Ontology annotation, biological process: transmembrane transport. Bases 1279 to 2598 code for a protein of 439 amino acids. The record is from RefSeq and is a predicted model, not a curated record. Gene Ontology annotation, molecular function: transmembrane transporter activity.
GAUGCUAUUGAAAAUGAAAUUACUCAAUUUCAUGUAUGUAUAGAACAUAUCAUUAUGUUUUUGUAUCAUUUUUCUGCAUUGUCUGAUCUGCAGUUAGCUUAUUAGGCACAUUUGAAGCAGUACUCAUUGUAGGACUAAUUAUUCUCCACUAUUCAGGCACGGUUUUCCUGAUUUGUACUCAGCACCAUGCGAGUGAAAUAAGUUUUUUAAGCAUGGAUGGUGGAAACCUGUAUAGGCUUAGAGUGACAUCUGGCCAGAUGUGCAUACUGUUGGGAUGUUUUUCCCCUGGUUUUCGAUAAUUACCUCACAUUCAUGUGCUUAUCAGUACCCUGCUGAAUUCUUGAAGUGGGUCUUCUGCAGAUCUCUGGACUCCUUAUCUCUUCUCUCUCCAUUUCUCUGUUCUGCCUUGGUCUCCAUUGGCUCUCACUUUCAUGUCAGUUCAGGAAGUUGUCCUCCAGGUUUUGCCUGGAUUCUUCCUACCAGUGGAGAAGCCUGGAAUCUGUAUCACGCAGUAAACUUGGAUAAUAGUACAACUGAGCCUCUCUCUCCUGAUUUUCAGGGAUCUCUGUCCUUCAUCGCCUGGCAUCCAGUGUGUCUUGCUUGUCUAAAGCAGGGGGGUAAUUUUUAUUGCUGUAUUUUGGCCUGAAGGAGAAAUGCCUCUCUUUAUUUGUUAAUAUUGUGUAUCUUAUUUCACUCACCCGGUCUUUCUAGAAAUUUUUUUAGAAUUCAUGAAUAUUAUUAUAAUGUUCUAAGGAAUGUGAUAUGCUUUUAUUGACUAUGACUAAUUAAUUCUCAUGAUAGCUUUGAAGUAGGUGAUAGAGCAGUGCAUGAUUUAAUGGUGAGAAACAUGAGUGCAUGGAGUUAAAUUGAUUUGCUGAAAGUGACCAGGCUGACUGAACAAUAGAGCUGGGACUUUCCUCAGCUCUGUUCUCAAACCUAAUUUUUAUUUGAUGACAGCUCAAUUCCUUCUGUUGCCUAUAUAGUCAGUUUUGUUUUUUGCAUUCAACAGCAGAGGAAGGAAAAAGACUCCUGAGUUAUCUGAGCAUUGUUUUUUGUUGUCAUUUGUGUGCUGUCACAGAGUUAGGCAUUGUCAUGUAGUUACUCCAUGCCUAAAUAGCUCUACUGCUCUACAUUGUCUAUUGUUAAAUUAGGUCAAGCCACGAGGAGAUCUGAAGAAAACCUGAAAAUUCUCUACAAGGCUUUGGCCGACCGAGUGUGUACCAUGCUGCUAUUGUCAUCUUCCUUGAAUUCUUUGCGUGGGGCCUGUUGACAACUCCAAUGUUGACUGUUCUACAUGAAACAUUUCUUCAACAUACAUUCCUCAUGAAUGGUCUCAUUCAAGGUGUAAAGGGCCUGCUCUCUUUUUUGAGUGCCCCACUCAUAGGUGCCCUGUCUGAUGUGUGGGGGAGGAAGCCCUUUCUCCUCGGCACUGUAUUCUUUACCUGCUUCCCAAUCCCACUGAUGAGGAUCAGCCCAUGGUGGUAUUUUGCAAUGAUUUCUGUGUCUGGAGUCUUCUCGGUCACGUUCUCUGUUAUAUUUGCCUAUGUAGCUGAUGUCACUCAGGAGCACGAGCGAAGUACAGCUUAUGGAUGGGUCUCAGCCACCUUUGCGGCUAGUCUUGUCAGCAGCCCAGCCAUUGGAGCAUAUCUUUCUGCCAGUUAUGGAGACAGCCUCGUUGUGCUGGUGGCCACAGUGGUGGCUCUUCUGGACAUCUGCUUCAUCUUAGUGGCUGUUCCAGAAUCUCUGCCUGAGAAAAUGAGACCAGUUUCCUGGGGAGCUCAGAUUUCUUGGAAACAAGCAGAUCCUUUUGCGUCGUUGAAGAAAGUUGGAAAAGAUUCUACUGUCUUACUAAUAUGCAUCACCGUGUUUCUUUCAUACCUUCCUGAAGCUGGACAGUAUUCAAGUUUUUUUCUCUAUCUCAGGCAGGUCAUAGGUUUUGGAUCUGUUAAAAUUGCAGCAUUCAUAGCUAUGGUAGGAAUUCUGUCUAUUGUGGCUCAGACAGUCUUUCUUAGCAUCUUGAUGAGAUCAUUAGGAAAUAAGAAUACUGUCCUCCUUGGCUUAGGCUUCCAGAUGCUCCAGUUAGCCUGGUACGGUUUUGGAUCACAGGCCUGGAUGAUGUGGGCAGCAGGGACUGUGGCUGCCAUGUCUAGCAUCACGUUUCCGGCAAUCAGUGCCCUCGUCUCUCGGAAUGCAGAGUCAGAUCAGCAAGGAGUUGCCCAGGGGAUCAUAACUGGAAUAAGAGGACUAUGCAAUGGCCUGGGGCCAGCACUGUAUGGCUUCAUAUUCUACAUGUUCCAUGUGGAACUGACUGAGUUGGGCCCGAAAUUGAAUUCUAACAAUGUUCCACUGCAGGGAGCUGUCAUCCCAGGCCCGCCGUUUUUAUUUGGGGCAUGUAUCGUUCUUAUGUCUUUUCUGGUUGCCUUAUUCAUUCCUGAAUACAGUAAAGCCAGUGGAGUUCAAAAACACAGUAACGGCGGCAGCCUGACCAACACCCCAGAACGGGUCAGUGAUGAGGACAUUGAGCCACUGCUGCAAGACAGCAGCAUCUGGGAACUCUCUUCAUUUGAGGAGCCUGGGAAUCAGUGCACCGAGCUAUAAACUCGGCAGAAAGUGGGAUUCUGCAUAUGCCAUCUCUGAGAACCAUGGAGGGAGCCACACCACCUGGUGACUUCAUGGUGCUGGAUGGGAGAUGCCAGUGGCAUCCUUCAGGGCCAAGUUUGAUAAAUACCAUGUCCAUGUUCUGCUCUUCUUCCUCCAGUUUGUUUUGCUUUGUUUUUCCCUCUUACAUUCUUUUUCCGCACCGCCCCCCCGCCCCGUCUGUACAUUAGAAUAAGGUAAGAUUUGAAAUACUUCCCUGCAAAUAAUGUGCAACCUCAAAUAGAAAAAGUCAUCUCUCUGGUAGAAAGGCUGGCUUUCCUGUAAUGACUGUGGAGUAAGAGUGACAGCAAUCUUUCUAUGCCCUUUUCAGCCGAAGGUGCAGAACUAUAAUGAGUCUGCCAUCUCUGGCAAGAUUUCAGGUAAAGAAUUCCUUCUUAAUUUCUACCUAUCAUCUGUUUCUCUGAAUCAAGCCCAUAUGUAUUGACGAGUGGCCAAUCUGAAGAGUCACUCAGUAUCAGGGAUCUAUUGUCUUUGUUCAAAGUUCAAAUAAAAACCUAGUCUCCUUUUAUUCUACUUCCUAUUCUUGUCUAGAAUGAAACUCAGUAUAUAUAUAUACUUCUGGACAUGAAUAAUAUUGAAUAAUAAUACCUUUACUAGAUGAAAGAAAUUUUUGUUACACACUUAAAUCAUGUAAAACUCACAACUCAAGAUUCCUGAACCUGGUGUCCUGGUUAGGUCCAAGGUGAUUUUACAGAGAAAAAAAAAAAAAAAAAACUCAAGCAUUCUGGUGGCAACAUAGGAAUUGUAGGCUGCUUCUAAGAAAGUUUUUAACAAUUUGGAAAUUCCUAAAUGAAGAUGAGAGUAACUGGAUACAAGUGAAGUUUAUAUCCAGGUUCAGACUAGGGCAUUAUUAUAAGUCAUUAUUACUUCUUCCCAUGUCUUCCAGUCCUGCUUCCCAAAGUUUUUCUCAUCCAUCACACUCCUGCCUUAACUGCUCUGUAGUGUGUAUUUGUUUUCAAUUCAUCUUUAUUUCAAUCCAUUUGUCUGACUUUUGAAUCGCAUGGGAAUACGCACAUUAAGUUCCUUUCUAAAAUAUGGUUUUAUGAAGCUGAGUUUCACGAUAAGUGUCUUGCUAAUUUUUGAGAUGUUUUAUGGAUAAAGAAAACUUUACAGAUUUAUAUGUAUUCUGCUGCACCAGUAAAUGGACCAUUAACUAGGGCCCACCUUUAACAGCACUCCUUUGAAAGUUUUAUAGGUAUGAAAUAUAUGUAGAUAUUUGUAAAGGGUUUUAAUUUUUUUUGAUGGGGUGCUGUGUAAAUCUUGUAUUUAUAAAUGUAAUGAAGGUAUUGACAGAAAAAAUAUAUAUACAACUUUUAUAAAGGAUUGUACUGACUGAAUACAUUUAAAAGAAAAUAUAUUUUGAAACCUAUUAUGAACAGAGAUAACAUCUUUUUAUGAUGCUAUUGGUUUUUAGGUUAAGCUUCCUAAUGCAUAAUAAAUUUACAGUGGAUACUUUUA